Nasonia vitripennis (jewel wasp) is the source of this 789-nucleotide messenger RNA. Its product is annotated as hemolymph lipopolysaccharide-binding protein-like. Lineage: Eukaryota; Metazoa; Arthropoda; Insecta; Hymenoptera; Pteromalidae. The record is from RefSeq and is a predicted model, not a curated record. The coding region runs from base 68 to 685 and encodes 205 amino acids. The transcript is spliced from 3 exons.
UAAUCAUCGUCAACUGAUUGUAAAUCGAUUCAUCGGAAGUGCUAACGUGAAUUAAGCUAACGUAAUAAUGCGUGUCUUAAUAUGCUUCAGUGUACUAUUAGUAUACCAUAGAGCAUUAUCGUUACCAUCACCGUUGGAUGUUUCAAAUUUUAAUGAAGAUGGGCUCGAGAAACUUCGCGUUUUUAAAAAUAAAAAUUAUUUCCAAGGCUCUGAACAAGUAUUUAAUAUAUACAAUAUCACGAUAAACAGACCAAGUCAGAACGCUACAUGCAAUGAAAAACAUCAAACUGUCAAAUUACCUGAUGGUUAUACUUUGACACCAGGCGUUGGGGCACACAAAUUGAUUUUAACAAAGAAAAAUUGGAAUCAAGCCAGAAAUCAUUGUAUCACUGAAGGAGCUCACUUAGCCGUGAUAACAACAGAAGAAGAAGAAGCUGUCAUAAAAAAAUUACUUGCUGCUCAAAAGAUCGACGAAACUUUGCUUGGAUUUCACGAGCUGUUUCAAAAAGAUGACUGGGUUACAACGCUCGAUCAGCCCUUCAGCAGCCUUGGAUAUGCAAACUGGCGAGAAGGCGAACCAAAUAAUCUUGGGGGUGUCGAGCACUGCGGAUCUUACUAUAAAGAUGGCCUAAACGACGUGCCGUGCACCAAAGAGAUAGCGUUCGUUUGCAAGAUUAUUGUUUGAACGAAGAUAGUAUGAUUUAUAAUAUUAUUUUUUUAUAAAAUAGAAGGAUAGUUUGCUUAUUAUAUAUGCAUGUGGCCAAUAAAAAAACUGAGUACCUGCAAAUA